Trichobilharzia szidati is the source of this 1291-nucleotide messenger RNA. The record is from the annotation of a GenBank genome assembly. NCBI's taxonomy places the organism in Eukaryota, Metazoa, Platyhelminthes, Trematoda, Strigeidida, Schistosomatidae.
CCAUGUUGGGCUUUUGUUUAUCCGCUCACGAGUGGGCUUGUUUCCUGUUCACGGUUAGAGUGUCAGUUGAGCGUUAGGAGGUUGUAGAGGUUCAGUUGGUCGCCGGGUUCUUUUACAAUGUCGGGUGAAUGCUUUAAUUGUGGACGUUCUGGUCAUUUUGCUCGUGACUGUCAAUCAGGGUCAAGAGGUGGUAGAGGGGGUGGUGGUUAUCGUGGUGGACGUGGCGGUGGCGGCGGCGGCGGAGGUGGACGCGACCGUGACUACAAUGAACCUCGUCGAAACGGCUGCUACAGUUGCGGUGGGUUGGGUCAUAUUGCUCGGGAUUGCACGAGUGGUCGUGGAUAUGGUUACGGCGGUGGAGGCUAUGGGGGUGGCCACGACAUGUGUUACAACUGUGGUGGGACGGGACAUUUUGCACGAGAUUGUACUAAUGGAAGACGAGAAGGUGAUGGCUCAUAUAAUAAUGGUGGUGGUAGUGGACGUGAUUGCUACAACUGUGGCGAACCAGGCCACAUCUCUCGAGACUGCCCGAAUAAUGAUCGGAGAAAUGACUCAAACGGUCCAAAAUGCUUCAGGUGUAAUAAGUACGGUCAUAUCGCGCGAGAUUGCACGGAAAGUGGAGGUUCUGGCCCGCAGUGCUAUAAAUGUCAAGGCUUUGGUCACAUAGCAAGCCGAUGCAACGUGGAAGCAUGAAUGGGAUACAUGAGACUGACUUUGUUGUAGUGUUUCAUACCCGCAAUCACUGUUUCUCUUCGCACUCACUGUGUGGUGAAUGCAUUAAACUGAAUUUAUGCUACUUGAUAAAAUUUUUCACGUUAUGCUCGUCUGGUGGCUUCUGAUUUCGCGUUUCAAGUGGUGAGUUGAGGUGUGUCGUUUGUCGUCAUGAGAACUGCAAUAUGCUUCGUCAUGAUCGACAAGUUUAGGAAUCAGUGUAUGACCGUAGUACCUAAAUGCAGAUCCAACCGUGCCUACAAAUGAAGUUCCAGGUGAGCUCAUGGCUGCACGGAUUGCUAAUCUGUCAUUCUCGCAGGGGGAUAAGCCGAUUUGAGUAUUCUGGGGAAGGAUCAUGCAUGCACCAAGGGUUUAAAGCUUAAAGUCGCUACCAAUUGGAUGGGAGUAGAGGUAGGUAGCAUCAACCGAAUGGCUUGUGCCGACUGCUGUGUGGGGUUUAAAGUUGCGUCAUGACUGCCAUCCAAGAGGCUUCUUUAGUCGCUGAACAGCAAAGUGUGUACUGAUUCAAAAUGCGGAUAGCUGUUUGUCGUGAGAACCGUGCUGCAUGAGGUUUUGGGAG